CGGUGAAUCACUUCGACAAGCUGCGCCGAAAGCUUUCGUGGGCAGGGAAGAAGCUCUUCCGCGGCGCCGCCUUCUUCCUCUUUCCUUGAACACCCUAGUUACAAGGGGGCGGCAGCCGCAGCCGCAGGGGGCCGCAGCCAUGGUGAAGAACGUGCUGCAGUCGACGUCGAUCGACAUCCCGGAGGGGAUCAAGUUUGAGCUGAACGCCAAGAAGGUCCGCGUGACCGGGCCGAGGGGCACGCUCACCAGGGACUUUGGGCAUCUGAAGCUAGACUUUCAAAUUGUAGAUGGAGAGGAGGGGGGCAAGCAGCUCAAGGUUGAUGCAUGGUUCGGGGCCAGGAAGACCGUGGCUUCGAUCAGAACUGCCACCAGCCAUGUCAAGAACCUGAUCACCGGCGUUACCAAGGGUUUCAGAUACAAGAUGCGCUUUGUGUACGCCCAUUUCCCCAUCAACGCGGCCAUCUCUGACAAGAAGGACGGGAUUGAAAUCAGGAAUUUCUUGGGAGAGAAGAAGGUGCGGAAGGUGACCCUGCUGAACGGUGUGACCAUCACCCGGUCAGAGAAGGUGAAGGACGAGAUUGUCCUGGAGGGGAACGACAUCGAGCUCGUGUCACGGUCCUGCGCGCUCAUCAACCAGAAAUGCCACGUGAAGAGGAAGGAUAUCAGAAAGUUCUUGGACGGGAUCUACGUGAGCGAGAAGGGUGUCAUUGAGGUCGCCGAGUAACCAGGCAGUUGCAAGGACAUGAAACUUUUCAUAAGCCCUUUUCUUUGCAAGUUUUCAAAGCAACUUCCGAUGAUCAGAAUGCAUGGUGAAGCUAACGAGCUUUGUUUUCGGGAAUGCAUCAUGGCAGUCAAGGCGUAUAUCGAGUUUGGGUUGUGGUAUUUAUGUUCGCAUAUGGUGG
Klebsormidium nitens is the source of this 902-nucleotide messenger RNA. Lineage: Eukaryota; Viridiplantae; Streptophyta; Klebsormidiophyceae; Klebsormidiales; Klebsormidiaceae. The record is from the annotation of a GenBank genome assembly.